CACUGAUGACGACGACCCAGAAACGAUAUAUUUCAAACGAUACGCUACUAGGAGACUUGUCAGGUUCGUAAAUAGGGGCCCCCUUUCUUUUCGUCGUUUUUCUUUCCAGCAUUCAUACUAUCCCCAGAAACUAUGAUGAUCCUUCAUCUCUUCGAAAGAGAGAAUACCUAACCACUAACAUUGGGAUUAUCGCAAUAGACUACUGGUACGCAACGAGCUACCGGCCCACGAGGGUGCGAUGGCGUUGCACAUGGGUGAUUUGUCAGAGAGCGACUUCACUGAUGAUGAGUCGCCGAAUUGGAAGAAUGUUGUGCGAAGAUUUACUGUCAACGAAAAGUACGAUGAUAAACGAACACAUUACCAAAACGGACAAAUUGGCUUUAGAUUUGUCGACGAAUUUUGCCGUUUUUGUGAAUCCAAUAAAGUCGAUAUAGUUAAGAUGGAGGAUACAGAUGUUGAAUUGGCACGCGAAAGGGUAGAGGCAUGCCUUUUUGAUUGGCCCAGCGACGUUCAUCGACAUCAGGUAUCAGCAAAUUUCGAAUUUAAACUCGCCCAGAGCUGCGAGGAUCAAAGAGCGUUAGAUAAAGCUGCACUCUCUUCAGCAGUAGAUCCAAUGCAUGUCGAGGUAACGGGCUUAAAUCCGAAUUACCGAGCGUGGUCAGUCGUGGAAGACCUUUCAGUGGAUGGAUAUGGUAUGGUGCCUAGCCGUUAUUUGAUACCUAUGUGGAACCAAAGCAAAGUGCCCAUGCGAGACUAUUAUGUAGGUAACAUCUAUAUCAUCUGGAUAUCCAACCCCUCCAGCACACAUUUAGAAACUAACUAGCUAACAUGUGUUUUCGUAGUGGUUUGGUGCCGAGGUAAUUAGCCCUCCAUUACCUUUUGGUGAUCACAAGGCACGCAAAGCCGUUCAAAAGGCUUGCGGUGUACUUCGUAAUAGCCUGCGUUGCCACAAGCCUAUGGAAUGCUCAA
Daldinia vernicosa is the source of this 969-nucleotide messenger RNA. RefSeq lists its product as uncharacterized. The record is from RefSeq and is a predicted model, not a curated record. The transcript has a single exon. The coding region runs from base 239 to 823 and encodes 194 amino acids. NCBI's taxonomy places the organism in Eukaryota, Fungi, Ascomycota, Sordariomycetes, Xylariales, Hypoxylaceae.